AGGGGGAUGUAAACAAAACAAAAACAAACAAGAAAGAAAAAAAACAGCAGCAUGGCCCUGACGGCAAGACUUCGGCCUGGCUGGUUUUUGCAAAAGAAUUUUGCAAAAAACAUUUUUUCUACUCGUUUUGAACGUACGCUGCACUCAAGCGUUGCCGAGCUCCUUAAAAAUGAUGUCAAAGGAAUAGUCACAGUCAAGGGCUGGGUCAAGAACAUACGGAAGAUGAAAGGAGUUCUUUUCGUGGACAUCAACGAUGGGUCUGGUUCGGAAAAACUGCAGGUUGUGGUUCCGAAAGAAAUGAAGCCGGAAAACCUGGGAUUUGGAGCGUCCGUGGAGGCGUCUGGAAUAAUUUCACUUAAUUCGUACAAUAUGAAGGAGAUAAAAGCCGAGCACUUUCAACUGAUCGGUGCUUGUGGUGAUCCAAAGUCUGGUUACCCUUUUGCUGCAAAGGAACGUUACUCGGAUGAUUACGUCCGACAAUAUCUUCACCUUAGACCUCGACACCCAUCAUUUGCAAGUAUUUUGAGACUACGCGAUGCUGCCAUGAGAGGACUGCACAAUAUUUUAGGCGAAAUGGGCUACAUCUGUGUGAAUACGCCAAUUUUGACUUCCAAUGACUGCGAAGGUGCCGGUGAAGUGUUUAAAGUUCAGCCUCUCAAUCAGGAACAUCUCAAAACAUUGCGAAAACACGGAGUGCCAAGCGAAGAAGCGUACUUUAACUGUGAAGCAUUUUUGACUGUGUCUGGUCAACUUCAACUGGAAGCUGCAGCCAUUGGUCUUGGUAAAGUUUAUACUUUCGGACCUGUUUUCCGAGCAGAAAAUUCAAAAUCAAGACUCCAUCUCUCAGAGUUCUACAUGUUGGAAGCAGAAAUUGCAUUUAGCUCAAAUUUGGAAGACUCCAUUGAUUUAACAGAGAAGUUGAUUAAAGGCGUUACCAGUAAAUUAUUAAAAUCGCGCCGCAGCGACCUUGAAUUUUUGAGCAGCUAUUCACAGUGCGACCUCCUUAAGCGACUUGAAGGAAUUGCUAAUGGUCCAGCAUUUCCAAGACUGACGUACGAUGAGGCUGCAAAGAUAAUUCAGAAACACGAGGGUGAAUUCACAGUAAAGUUGUUACCUGGUGAAAACCUUAAGAAGGAGCAUGAACUAUUCUUAAGCAAUUAUGCUCUAAAAGAAAUGAACCAGGACCUUGUGUUUGUAACUCACUGGCCUGCUGAUAUCAAGCCAUUUUAUAUGAAGCAAAAUGAAAACAAUCAGGCAUUGGCAUUUGACUUGUUAGGCCCUAUUUGUGGUGAGCUUUGCGGAGGGAGCGUUCGUGAGCCGAACGUCCAGGUUUUGGAAGACCGUUUAUUAAAAAUCUUUGGCAGUAAAGAAGCCCUAAAGAAUCUUGAUUGGUACUUGGAUAUAAGAAGAAAUGGCAAUGUUCCGACGUCAGGAUUCGGCAUUGGAUUCGAGAGACUUUUGCAAUGCGUGCUAGGCGUCCCUAACAUUAAAGACGUUCUUCCAUUUCCACGAGGGCCCCAUAAUUUGAAAAUGUAGCAAGAUAAAUCAAUGCACCUGUAUAUCGCAGUGUCUUCUAAUUCAUCUUUGAUUUCGAUCAACUGGAACGGCAAGAAGUCUGUUUGGGAUAAACCCAAAGAAAUGCUAGUCUCGACUUGGAUUUUCCGGGAUUGAUAUUUUUUGAGUUGGUUCCUGUAGAUAUCAUAAACACACGGAUUGCAUCCCUCACCACAGCAGUCUUCAGCCUUUGGCUCUUCAGGUUCUAAGUCAUCUUCGUCCACCGAAAUUUUGGAGCCUUCCAUAAUAAAUCUAAAAAAAAAGACGUAGUAAUCAAUCUGUUCCUAAAGAUACUUCAUAUUAUUUAUAUGUCAACUGGAAGAAGUGUUAUUUUGAUUAUUUUUAUUUGUGUGAUAGACACCCAGCUAUAGUUCAAAGGUCAAUAUCAAAUUUUAGGCUAGGGAUUACAAAAAAAAAAAAAUGCCAAGAU
Molecule: messenger RNA, 1984 nt
Organism: Neocloeon triangulifer
Lineage: Eukaryota; Metazoa; Arthropoda; Insecta; Ephemeroptera; Baetidae
Gene: AsnRS-m
Product: probable asparagine--tRNA ligase, mitochondrial
Exons: 8
Coding region: 52-1536 (494 amino acids)
Biological process (GO): asparaginyl-tRNA aminoacylation
Cellular component (GO): mitochondrion
Molecular function (GO): nucleic acid binding; asparagine-tRNA ligase activity; ATP binding
Source: RefSeq, a predicted model, not a curated record